UGAAAAACUCCUGCUGAAGUGACUGAUCUCCACACUGUUAUAAAGAUGGCGUUUAUUAAAGAGGAGAGUGAAGAUGUGAAGAUUGAAGAAACAUUCAGAGUCAAACAUGAAGAUCUGCAGGAACAAACAGCCCUGAUGGUGCUGAAAGAAGAGACUCAUCAACUGAAUGAAAUGGAGAAGAAAAAGCUGUUUGAGAAACCCCAAGAAAUAACGACUGAUGAAAAACCCACACUGACUAAAAAGACUACAUGCAGAAGACCUCGGAGAUCCAAAUCUGCGUGUAAUUUAACUUGUCGUCAAUGUGGAAACUGCUUCAGCCGAAAACGCAGCCUUCAAGUCCACAUGAGAAUUCACACCGGAGAGAGGCCUUUCACCUGUAAAGAGUGUGGGAAGAGUUACAGUCAAAAAUCAAACUUUAAUGUUCACAUGAGAGUUCACACUGGAGAGAGGCCAUACACGUGCCAACCGUGUGGGAAAAGCUUCUAUAAUACAGGAAACCUUGCAGCGCACAUGAGAAUUCACACUGGGGAGAGGCCUUACUCCUGCCAUCAGUGUGACCUAAUUGAAGAGAAUGUGGGGAGUAAAGAGGAGGAACAUCAUGUCAAAAUUGAGGAAAAAACUCAUUUACAGACUGAUGGUAUUUUGAAAAGGAGAGACAAGAAUCGCUUCACCUGCACUCAGUGUGGAAAGAGUUUUGAAAGAAAAGGCAAUCUUACGAUUCACAUGAAGAUCCACACUGGAGAGAAACCAUUCACAUGCACUCAAUGUGGGAAGAGUUUCAGCCACUCAUCACACCUUAAUCUACACAUCAGGAUCCACACUGGAGAGAAACCAUUCACAUGCACUCCGUGUGGGAAGAGUUUCAGCCAAUCAUCAUACCUUAAUCAACACGUGAAAAUCCACACUGGAGAGAAACCAUUCACAUGCACUCAGUGUGGGAAGAGUUUCCUCCGCUCAUCAUCCCUUUAUCUACAUUUGAUGACCCACACUGGAGAGAAACCAUUCACAUGCACUCAGUGUGGAAAGCGUUUCAGCCAGUCUUCAAACCUUAAUAAACAUAUGAUGAUCCACACUGGAGAUAAACCUUUCACAUGCACUCAGUGUGGGAAGAGUUUCAUCCGUUCAUCACACUUCAAUGAACACAUGAGGAUCCACAGCGGAGAGAAACCAUUCACAUGCACUCAGUGUGGGAAUCGUUUCAUCCGCUCAUCACACCUUAAUCAACACAUGAGGAUACACACUGGAGAGAAACCAUUCACAUGCACUCAGUGUGGGAAGCGUUUCAUCCGCUCAUCACACCUUAAUAAACACAUGAGGAUACACACUGGAGAGAAACCAUUCACAUGCACUCAGUGUGGGAAGAGUUUUAACUGCUCAUCACACCUUAAUGAACACAUUAGGGUCCACACUGGGGAGAAACCAUUCACAUGCACUCAGUGUGGGAAGAGUUUCAGCCGAUCAUCAUCCCUUAAUCUACACAUGAGGAUCCACAGUGGAGAGAAACCAUUCACUUGCACUUAAGCUGCAGACACACUGGACUUUUCCUCCCAUAGACUUCCAUUCAUGCGCACACGAAUGCAUCAGAUUGGAAACGCAAGUUCAUGCAUCAAGUUUUGCAGUUCACUGCCUUGCAAAGUUCAAGCUUGGUGAACUCUGACCUGCGAAAUUGAAUCACUUGACUGUGUGAGACCAAUCAAAGAUCAAAACAUGAUCUCUCUGGACAGCAAUUUAAAUUAUGGACAAAUCACUCAUUUUUUAUUGUCUAAUCAUCUUGUUUAAUCCCGCCCCUUUUCGCAGUGCCGUACAACAGAAUUCGGUGCUUCGGUGUGGGAUGAGUUUUAGCAACUCCUCAGACCUUAAUAAACACAUGAAGAUCCACACUGGAGAGAAACCUUUCACAUGCACUCAGUGUGGGAAGAGUUUCAACCGAUCAGCAAACCGUAAUGAACACAUGAAGAUCCACACUGGUGUGAGAGUAUAUGUGCUGGAGUGUGAGAAGACUUUUAUUACAGCUCCAAAACUGAAACCGCACCAGACGAUUCACACUGGAGAGAAACCGUACAGAUCUGAUCAGUGUCUACAGAGUUUCACUCAUUCGGCGCAGCUUAAGAAAAACAUGGACAAAAAGUUGCACCCAUGACAUGAAUGCAGCAAAACAUUUUCUCAUGUGCACAGGAGGUUUCAUGUCUGAAUAAUGCUUGAAAAGGCUUAGUGAUGGUAUACUGUUUUCCAACACUCGUACACUGCAGUAGGUGGGGUUGUAAAUGUGUUGCGCUCCUCGCGUUUACUGUAAACACAAUGAUGGCGGCUGAGUGAAAAACAGUUUCAUAAACCUCUGGCAAACAGCACCUCUGCGGCCUAAAAUCUCUUUGCAAGUGAUUGUACAGGUGCAGAUACAUAUGUACUCUACUCUCCAGUGUAUUCAUGUAGCUAGUGUUGUUUUGGAUGAUGUUCUCUGUCUGACUCCCUCAAGUUUAGAAAGCUCAUUCAAUUGUCCUGUCUUGCAUAUUUUAUUAGUAAAGUUUCUUUACUUUUAGGUUCAA
Messenger RNA from Danio aesculapii, 2543 nucleotides. RefSeq names its product gastrula zinc finger protein XlCGF57.1-like. The coding region runs from base 46 to 1521 and encodes 491 amino acids. The transcript is spliced from 3 exons. Lineage: Eukaryota; Metazoa; Chordata; Actinopteri; Cypriniformes; Danionidae. Gene Ontology annotation, biological process: central nervous system development; regulation of transcription by RNA polymerase II. Gene Ontology annotation, molecular function: RNA polymerase II cis-regulatory region sequence-specific DNA binding; DNA-binding transcription factor activity, RNA polymerase II-specific. Gene Ontology annotation, cellular component: nucleus. The record is from RefSeq and is a predicted model, not a curated record.